AUACGGGACGCUGUCCCUUCAUCAACCCGAUGAAGCCAACAGGCUCCUGCUGGCCUGCACCUGUCACCCUCCAACCUCCCUUAACUUGGGAGCUCCCCUGGCCCCUCAUGAACCACUCCUCUAUUGGCUGGAACCAGCCUGGAUUCUAGAAUCUUGUCCCCUCCAAUGUCCUUGUGGCCCUGGAACCCCACCGCUAUUCCAAACUGUGCACUCUAGAAAGAGAAGGGCCAGCUGCUUCUCCUGGACAGUGUCGGCUUGCUCAACUCCGCCGUCUGACUGGAGUCUACGCUGCCGCCACGAUGCGGUGGCGGGACCGGCUGGCUGUGCUCUUCUUUCCAGAAGGCAUGAUGCUCACUGUGGCCUCACUGAUGCUCUUCCUUGUACACCUGAGUGUCUUUGCCAGCGACGUGCACAACUUCUGUGUCACCCACCACUACGACCGCAUGAGCUUCCACUACACGGUUGUCCUGAUGUUCUCCCAGGUGAUCGGCAUCUGCUGGGCCGCCAUGGGGUCACUCUACGCUGAGAUGACAGAUAACAAGUUUCUUCGGUGCUUUUCCCUGACCAUCCUGAUGCUAAAUGGAGCCAUGUUCUUCAACCGCCUGUCUCUGGAGUUUCUGGCCAUCCAAUACCGGGAGGAGAGUCACUGAGGCCAGAGGACCGGGCC
Molecule: messenger RNA, 667 nt
Organism: Lynx canadensis (Canada lynx)
Lineage: Eukaryota; Metazoa; Chordata; Mammalia; Carnivora; Felidae
Gene: CATSPERH
Product: transmembrane protein 262
Exons: 3
Coding region: 300-650 (116 amino acids)
Source: RefSeq, a predicted model, not a curated record